Sclerotinia sclerotiorum 1980 UF-70 is the source of this 366-nucleotide messenger RNA. RefSeq lists its product as hypothetical. Gene Ontology annotation, cellular component: fungal-type vacuole membrane; proton-transporting V-type ATPase, V1 domain. Gene Ontology annotation, molecular function: proton-transporting ATPase activity, rotational mechanism. The coding region runs from base 1 to 366 and encodes 121 amino acids. NCBI's taxonomy places the organism in Eukaryota, Fungi, Ascomycota, Leotiomycetes, Helotiales, Sclerotiniaceae. The record is from RefSeq and is a predicted model, not a curated record. The transcript is spliced from 3 exons. Gene Ontology annotation, biological process: proton transmembrane transport.
AUGGCAGCUCCAGCAUCUGCCUAUAAAGAUAGGCAAUUCCUCGCUGUUAUUGGUGAUGAGCAUGUCACCUCGCCACCGGACUCGCAGAAGAACUUCCUCGUUGUCGAUAGCAAGACAGAUAAUGCUGCCAUUGAGGAAGCCUUCGAGAGAUUCACAACUGAGAGGAAGGAUAUCGGCAUUCUAUUGAUCAACCAACAUGCUAUGAGACUAAGGAGGGUUUUGCAGAUUGCGGAACGUAUACGCCAUCGGGUUGAUACCUACACAGCCGCAUUCCCAGCAUUACUGGAGAUACCUAGUAAGGACCACCCAUACGACCCGGAGAAGGAUAGUGUUUUGCGAAGAGUCCGAAGACUCUUUGGAGAGUGA